Molecule: messenger RNA, 2148 nt
Organism: Rotaria sordida
Lineage: Eukaryota; Metazoa; Rotifera; Eurotatoria; Philodinida; Philodinidae
Source: the annotation of a GenBank genome assembly
AUGAUCUACGGAAUAUUACUUGAAAGUUGUCGAGAUGGUAUUUGUCAUACAUAUGGAACAUCAGUAUGGCAAAGACUUGUCGAAGAAUUAAGUUUUGAAUCUGAAUCAUUUACAACUCUUGGACGUUAUGAUGAGACUCUCAUUGAAAGACUUGCUGAAUGUCUUGCUGAAACUUUAAAUGAUGGUGGACCAGAUUUUUAUAUGCAAUAUUUUGGCGAAUGUUUUGUAAAUUUUUUUACAAACUAUGGCUUCGAUAAAAUUUUACGUGUAGCAGGUCGACAUUUUCGUGAAUUUCUUUUUUCAAUUGAUCAACUUCAUGAUUCAAAUAGAUUUAGUUUUCCAAAAAUGAAAUCACCAUUAUUUCAUGUUACAGAUGAAGAUGACAAUGGUGCAGUUUUACAUUAUAAAUCAAAACGUCGAGGUUUUCAACAAUAUAUCAUUGGACAAUUAAGAACAUGUGCAUCAAAAUUUUUUAAACAAGAAAUAUUUAUUCGUAUUCAGGAUGAUUUAUCAUCAAAUGAAUAUACGCAUAUUGUUUUUCGUGUGGAUUUUAAUAAUAAGUUAGCAAGUCAAAUUAAAACAUCUCUUGUGAAAAAUCCAAAAUUACCUAAUGUGACCGGUGCAACAUUUUUUAAAGUAUUUCCAUUUGCUAUUUUAAUUGAUGCAAAUAUGCGUAUACAUCACAUGGGAAAUAAAAUAAAAUUUAUUUUUCCAGCUGGUACUGUAUUACAUGGUCGUCAUUUUGAAGAUGUUUUUCGUCUUAUUCGACCAGAUAUAUUACUUGAAUGGAAUCGAGUACUUGCUUAUGGUCGACAUUUAGUAUUUGUAAUUGAAAAUCGAAUACCACUUCGUCCGAAUGCAUCUGUACUUGCAAAAAAAUUUGGUACAACAGCAUCUAAUGUACAACUUCGUCUUAAAGGGCAAAUGAAAUCACUUCCUGCUUGGAAUAUGAUUGUUUUUCUUUGUCGUCCAGUAUUAACAACAACAGAAGAAAUGCUUGGUGUUGGUUUAUUUUUAGAUGAUUUAAAUUUUUAUGAUGGUAGUAGUGAAAUUCUUAUUGCUGGUAUGCAACAUGCUCAAACAUUACAAGCAGCUAUUGAUAAACAACAAGCAUGGAUAGGUAAAUUAAAAAAUUCCAAACGUGAAUUACAAGAAUGGCGUCGAAAAGGAAAACGUCUUCUAUAUAAUAUGAUGCCAAGACAUGUUGCACAAUUAUUACAAGAUGGUGUUUUAGCUAAUUCAAUAUGUGAAUCUCAUAAAUUAAUAACGGUUCUUUUUGCAUAUUCAAUUGAUUUUAAAGAAGUUGUACAAAAGUUAAAACCAGAACAAAUUGUUGAAUCAAUAAAUGCAACUGUAAAUGCAUUCGAUCAAUGUGCAGAACAUUUUGAUGUAUUUAGAGUUGAAACAAAAGCAGAUUCAUCUUAUAUGGUCGUAUCUGGUAUACAAGAUCGUUCAGCAGCUCAACAACGACGUGAAUCAAUAGCUAGUGGAUCAACAUUACAUAGUGUAGCACUUACUGAAGAUCUUGCUAGUGAUGUGAAAAAUCCAUUAGGUCUUAAUCAAGCAGAAAUUAUUGCUGGACUUUCGCUUGACUUAGUUAAAAGUUCCAAACGACUUAUCAAUCCAAUGACACAACAACCAUUUCGAGUGAAAAUUGGUUUUCAUUCCGGUUCAGCUGUUGGUGGAAUUGUUGGUGCAAAAAAUUUUCAAUAUUGUCUUUUUGGUGAUACAAUUAAUACGGCAAGUCGAAUAACAACGACAGGAGAACCAGGACGAGUUCAUAUGAGCGAUACAUCUUAUGCACUUCUUAAAGAUACAAUUUAUUUUGAAAUUCAAAAUAAAGGCAAAACGGAACUUAAAGGUAAAGGUGCAGUUGAAACAUAUUGGUUAAUUGGUCCGAAAUCUGAUUAUACAUCUGCUAUUGAACAAGAUCCAUUUCGAUAUCAGGAUGAAACUCAUGCAGCAAUUAGUCAACAUCAAGCAACUAUGUAUGAAACUACGACUAAAUCAAAAUUGGAUGUUAAUCCUGCAGCAGAUCAUUCACCAUCAAUAAAACGAUCAUCAAAUUUUCAACAAAGACCAGGAUCAACUAGCAGUGGUAGCUGUCCAUUUAGUGGUCAACACCUUGGAACAAAAACAAGUACAUAA